AUGCCAGCUUUAACUUUGACCACAGCAGAUUCCUUCAUACCCCCAGAUGUUAAUAACCCUCCAUUCUAUAUUCCGCUCAAGAAUAUCGAUGCUAGAUAUAACGUAAUUCAGGAAUUGGGGAAAGGAUCCUUCGGAUCUGUGACAUUGGCCGAGACAAUGUACGAUAUGAACAGUUCAGCCACCCAAAUUUCCUCAAUGUACCCAGAAACUUUGAUGGAUCAAACUCUUAUCAGAAACGUCGAACAAGAAAACUGGUACUAUAAGAAAAAGGGUAUAGUGGCAAUCAAAACAAUGAUGAAUAGAUUACCAACAUUGCAUGACUAUACAAGAGUCAGAGAGAUCAAAUUCAUAUUGCAAAUUCCUGCACACAAAAAUUUGGUUACCAUAUACGAGAUGUUCAUUGAUGAUUCUUUGUAUCACCUUCACAUUGUAAUGGAAUGCAUGGAGCAGAACAUUUAUCAAUUGAUGAAACAUAGGAAAAGAAGAGUGUUUUCCCUACCUACUUUGAGGUCGAUAUUAUUCCAAAUAUUAGCAGGAAUUAAACAUAUUCAUGAUCACGAUUUUUUCCAUAGAGAUAUCAAACCGGAGAAUAUCUUGAUAUCGCCAUCUCAUAGGUACUUCAGCAAGAAAUGGUUGGAAGAUGAUAAUUAUUCGGAUAAUUACGUGGUGAAAUUGGCUGAUUACGGUUUGGCAAGACAUGUGAAUAACAGAUCACCUUAUACCACCUAUGUGUCGACCCGUUGGUAUAGGUCACCAGAAAUUCUUCUUAGAAAAGGAUACUAUUCCAAACCGUUGGAUAUUUGGGCGUAUGGUUGUGUUGUUGUCGAACUAGCCACCUUUUCACCACUAUUUCCCGGUUCUGACGAAACCGAUCAAAUAUGGAGGAUUCUAGAUUUAUUGGGCUCCCCAGAUCAUUCUAUCAAUGGAAAGGAGCACUUUGGGGGUUCAUGGCUGGAUUCAAAACCAUUAUACCAAGCUUUGAACUAUGAAUUCCCAUACGUAGAAGGGAAAACGAUAAGGGAUGUUCUACCAAACCCACAAUUGGAAGAUCUAUAUGAUGUGGUUACAUCUUGCCUAAAGUGGAAUCCAAGUGAAAGGGCUACUGCAAACGAAAUAUGUGCAUUGCCAUACUUCAAGGAAUACGUGAUGAGAGAAGCAUCUUUGGCAAAGACAAAUAACGGAACCGCAUCCAAAAAUAAGGAUAAUACAGCUUUGGCAAAUAAACUUGCAGCAAAUCCAUCAAUAUCAAACCAAUGGAGUCGUAUUCUUUCUGGACUACCACAUAACCCGGAAUUGGGCAUUGUUCCUAGUUUUAACUCUCCACAGAAGUUACCAAAGGUUCAAAAGAACAAUCAAAUGAAUUGUGUAACAGAUAAAAGCCAACAGCAACCGCGAAGAGGAGGAGUUGCCUCAUGGUUCAAAUUUUCCACGCAGAAAAACCACGUUAACAUCAAUCCAAAUACAAACAAUGAUGAGAAAAUCCUUACUAGUGUUAACACGAAUACAAAUAGCCAGAAGAAUCAAGGAAUUGUAGAAAAAAAACAGCAGGAACAACAGGUAAAUGCUCACAACGAGAGGCUAGAUAGCUCUACAAACGCUAAUGGUAACAGUAUUCCUGAUAUAAAUCUCAUAGGACAUGCCAACAAUGAUAAUGAGGUAUUCACUAUUGAGCUGGAUGAUAGCAUGGAGACUAUGACAGGAUCUGAUCAAAUUUCUAAGGAAUUAAAUGACAAAAUAGAGCUUUAUCAAGACACCACAAAUCAGAUGAACCCACCAACUCUGGAUGUUGAUGACGAUGACGAUGAACAUGAUUCGAUUGACAUGGACCAUGAGAAUUAUAGGAUUCAGGUGUUGGACGAAUUUGAUACUGAUGAGAACUUGGAACAUGAAAUUAGAGCGACCGACAAAGAUGAAAACAAUGAAGUUGCCGUUGAUAAGAUGAAGAUCUCCAAUCAAGGAGAAGACGAAGAUGAUGCAGAUAGUCUUCUAAACUAUUAUCAGGAUAUGAUGGCUAAGAAAUUACCACUUAACAAAAACAAAGGUAAUUACAUGCAUUCGAAUGGACCAGCGGGUCCUACACUAUCAGAUCAAAUGGCAAUAGACGAUUCACUUGAUCUACAAGAACAGAUCCCAAGAAAUCUGCUGGAGAGGGCAGUACAGCAAAGAGUUUUAGAUUGUCUUUUAGAUCCAUCGGAACAUGCAUCUCAAAACCUGAUUCAAACCUCUAACUCCCACAAUCAUACAUUCCAAGAUGGAUUAAGUUUCUGA
Messenger RNA from Kluyveromyces lactis, 2268 nucleotides. RefSeq names its product protein kinase IME2 (gene IME2). Gene Ontology annotation, molecular function: ATP binding; protein serine/threonine kinase activity. Gene Ontology annotation, biological process: protein phosphorylation; intracellular signal transduction. Bases 1 to 2268 code for a protein of 755 amino acids. Gene Ontology annotation, cellular component: cytoplasm; nucleus. Lineage: Eukaryota; Fungi; Ascomycota; Saccharomycetes; Saccharomycetales; Saccharomycetaceae. The record is from RefSeq and is a predicted model, not a curated record. The transcript has a single exon.